CGCGAGGGGCUGGGCUGGGUGUGAAACUGCUCAUCGGAGCCGGCGCUCUUGCCUAUGGGUUCAAAGAAGCCACAUACACAGGUCCUUGCAGAAAUUUCUCCUCAGCCUCCAGGAUGGACUGUUUUUCUUCAAAAGCGAGGGCACAGAUAAUGGACUACCAGAAAAGGAAUUGGGAUCACACGCCAAAUAGCCAAGUAUCAUUUCGCAUGUUUAGCUUUUUACUACAAAAGUGUCUCUUUUAUAUUAACCACAAAAACAAUUAUUUUUAGAGCAAUGGUCUCAUAUUAUGGAUAAACUAUUUGACAUUAAAAACAAUGUAAAUCUGACAUCAUGCAGAGCACAGCUAACACAUAAGACCUACCUCUGGAAAAAGGACAUCCAUAAUGAAUUUGAUCUCGUCACUGUGGGUGUACUGUCCAGAAUGGAAGUCAGUGGAGGGUGGCCAGAGAGCCGUUAUCUUCAGCAGAAUUGGAGGGAUGCAGAUGGACACUGUGCUUGCAGAAGGAUUGCACUUCAGAAUGCCGUGGUUCCAGUACCCCAUCAUCUAUGAUAUUCGAGCUAGGCCCAGGAAGAUUUCAUCCCUCACUGGAAGCAAAGAUCUUCAGAUGGUAAACAUAGGUCUUCGUGUGCUAUCUCGGCCCAUUGCCUCCAAACUGCCGAUCAUGUACCAGCAGCUGGGGAAAGACUAUGAUGAACGUGUGCUUCCUUCUGUCGUCAAUGAGGUGCUGAAGAGCGUGGUGGCCAAGUUCAAUGCCUCCCAACUGAUCACACAGAGAGCUCAGGUGUCACUACUUAUAAGGCGAGAUCUAAUCGAAAGAGCUAAAGACUUUAACAUCAUCCUGGACGACGUGGCCAUCACAGAGCUCAGCUUCAGCAAAGAGUACACUGCUGCUGUGGAGGCCAAACAAGUCGGUUAGUAGUACCGAAAUACA
Molecule: messenger RNA, 932 nt
Organism: Sinocyclocheilus grahami
Lineage: Eukaryota; Metazoa; Chordata; Actinopteri; Cypriniformes; Cyprinidae
Product: prohibitin-2-like
Exons: 6
Coding region: 384-917 (177 amino acids)
Biological process (GO): mitochondrion organization
Cellular component (GO): mitochondrion; membrane
Source: RefSeq, a predicted model, not a curated record